AGGGGCCGGAGCGCGGCGGCUGGUGCGGUGGCAGGCGGAGAGGAGGAAGCGGCGCGUCCCCCGAGGCGUGCGCCGGCCGACCCACCGACAGACGACAGACAGACCGACGCGUGGAGGGAGAGGCCGGGCGGCCAGAGAUCUGGUCUUGUGGGACCGCUUCGGGGCUUCCGGAUGCCCUCUUGCUUCGUGUGCCCUGGGCAGGUGUGGGGCAGGUGACGGCUCCGUCACCACCAUGGAUGGAGAGGGACUUUUUGAUGAGGAAAUCCAAACUGUCGAUACAAGCCAGGCUGAUAUGGCUGUCCAAGGUCUCCCUUUUGGGGAAUCCGAAUGAGGGAGAUCACAGACACCUUCACUGCGAAGCCAAGGACAUUCCUGUAUAAUCAGUGGAUGAAAGGAUUUUCUCAGACUCUCCUUCUCGCUUUUUAUUGAGGAUUAAUCCACCACCAUCUACGGUUCCAGUGGAAAUGACGUGGCACACAAUGUGGCAGAAGCCUAGAGCUCCCUCCGUAUUGCUCUGGACCCUUCCUUUAGCAUAAGGGAGUUUUCACACUUGCCACUCCCCCCACCCCUCACCCCCCAGCGCCCUUCUUCUGAUUGCCAUCCUCAACCGGCGGUCAUUCUCCGAGUUAAGUUCUAUUUCCAAAACUGUUCUCUGGAGCUAUAAGUGGAUUGCCAGAAAUGAGAGAUUAGGUGCUGGGAGAAGAGGAAGCGCCCUGUGUUGUGACCUCUCACUGCUGCGGCUGCCGACAUGAAGUGCUUUCUCCCGGUGCUGAGCUGUCUGGCUAUGCUGGGUGUGGUGUCAGCACAGCGGCAGGUCACAGUCCAGGAAGGACCCUUGUACAGAACAGAGGGCUCCCACAUCACCAUCUGGUGCAACGUGAGUGGCUACCAGGGACCCUCCGAGCAGAACUUCCAGUGGUCCAUUUACCUGCCGUCCGCCCCAGAGCGGGAGGUGCAGAUCGUCAGCACCGUGGACUCUUCUUUCCCCUACGCCAUCUAUACCCAGCGUGUCCGAGGUGGAAAGAUCUUCGUGGAAAGAGUCCAGGGGCACUCGGCUUUAUUGCACAUCACAGAUCUCCAGGCCCGGGACGCCGGGGAGUAUGAAUGCCACACGCCCAACACCGACGAGCGCUACUUUGGGAGUUACAGUGCCAAGAUGAACCUAGUGGUGAUCCCAGACUCCCUGCAGACCACUGCCGUGCCCCAGACCCUGCACAAAGUGGAGCAGGAUCCGCUGGAGCUCAGUUGCGAGGUGGCCACAGAGACGGUCCACCACAGCCACCUGUCUGUGACCUGGCUCCGGCAGAAGGGUGGCGAGAAGCCGGUGGAGGUCAUUUCCCUGAGCCGGGACUUCAUACUGCACUCCAGCAGCGAAUACGCCCAGAGGCAGAGCCUGGGGGAGGUGCGGCUGGACAAGCUGGGGAGGACCACCUUCCGCCUCACCAUCUUCCACCUGCAGCCUUCUGACCAGGGCGAGUUCUACUGCGAGGCCGCUGAGUGGAUCCAGGAUCCCGAUGGGUCAUGGUAUGCCAUGACCCGGAAGCGCUCCGAGGGUGCCGUGGUCAACGUCCAGCCCACUGACAAAGAGUUCACCGUUCGGCUGGAAACGGACAAGCGUCUGCACACAGUGGGUGAGCCCGUGGAGUUCCGAUGCAUCCUGGAGGCCCAGAACAUUCCCGACCGUUACUUUGCUGUCUCCUGGGCCUUCAACAGCUCCCUCAUCGCCAGCAUGGGGCCCAACGCCGUGCCCAUCCUCAACAGUGAAUUUGCCCACCGGGAAGCCAGGGGACAGCUUAAAGUGGCCAAAGAGAGUGACGGUGUCUUUGUGCUGAAGAUCUACCACCUGCGCCAGGAAGACAGUGGGAAAUACAACUGUCGUGUGACUGAGCGAGAGAAGACAGUCACUGGGGAAUUCAUUGACAAGGAGAGCAAGCGUCCCAAGAACAUUCCCAUCAUAGUCCACCCCCUCACAGAUAACUGGGUAGUUAAAGUCCCCCAGCACCACCAGAUCCUGCCCCAAGGCCACUUGGAGAGCAGCAUCUCCGUGGAGGUGGCCAGCAACGCCAGCAUCGUCCUUGAGGGCGAGGACCUGCACUUCUCCUGCAGUGUCCGCACAGCCGGCAAGCUGCAGGGCCGCUUCUCUGUCAUCUGGCAGCUCGUGGACAGGCAGAACCGCCGCAGCAACAUCAUGUGGCUAGACCGCGAUGGCACCGUGCAGCCGGGCUCAUCCUACUGGGAGCGCAGCAGCUUUGGGGGCAUCCAGAUGGAGCAGGUGCAGCCCAACUCCUUCAGCCUGGGCAUCUUCAACAGCAGGAAGGAGGACGAGGGCCAGUAUGAAUGCCACGUGACCGAAUGGGUGCGGGCGGUGGACGGCGAGUGGCAGAUCGUGGGGGAGCGCCGAGCCAGCACCCUGGUCUCCAUCACUGCUCUCGAAACGGGCUUUGCGGUCACAGCCAUCUCCCGGACGCCAGGGGUGACCUACAGCGACUCCUUUGACUUGCAGUGCAUCAUCAAACCUCACUACCCGUCCCGGGUCCCCGUGUCAGUGACGUGGCGGUUCCAGCCCGUGGGCACUGUUGAGUUCCAUGACCUGGUGACCUUCACACGGGAUGGAGGGGUCCAGUGGGGGGACAGGUCUUCCAGCUUCCGAACCCGGACCGCCAUCGAGAAGGCCGAGUCCAGCAACAACGUCCGCCUGAGCAUCAGCCGGGCCAGUGACACAGAGGCGGGCAAGUACCAGUGCGUGGCUGAACUGUGGAGGAGGAACUACAACAACACGUGGACGCGGCUGGCGGAGAGGACCUCCAACCUGCUGGAGAUCCGCGUGCUGCAGCCAGUGACAAAGCUGCAGGUGAGCAAAUCCAAGAGAACCCUCACCCUGGUGGAGAACAGGCCCAUUCAGCUGAACUGCUCAGUCAAGUCUCAGACCAGCCAGAACUCGCACUUCGCCGUGCUCUGGUACGUCCACAAGCCCUCCGACGCCGACGGCAAGCUCAUCCUCAAGACCACCCACAGCUCCGCCUUUGAGUACGGCACCUAUGCUGAGGAGGAGGGCCUGAGAGCCCGGCUGCAGUUCGAGAGGCACGUGUCUGGGGGCCUGUUCAGCCUCACUGUCCAGAGAGCGGAGGUCCGUGACAGCGGCAGCUACUAUUGCCACGUCGAGGAGUGGCUGCUGAGCCCCAACUACGCCUGGUACAAGCUGGCCGAGGAGGUUUCGGGACGCACAGAAGUCACCGUGAAGCAGCCAGACAGCCGCCUGAGGCUCAGCCAAGCCCACGGGAAUCUGUCGGUUCUGGAGACCCGGCAGGUGCAGCUGGAGUGCGUAGUCCUGAACCGCACCAGCGUGACCUCGCAGCUGGUGGUGGAGUGGUUUGUGUGGAAGCCCAAUCACCCGGAGCGGGAGACCGUGGCCCGCCUGAGCCGCGAGGCCACCUUCCACUAUGGAGAGCAGGCAGCCAAAAACAACCUGCAGGGACGGCUGCACCUGGAGAGCCCUUCCCCUGGUGUGUACCGACUCUUCAUCCAGAACGUGGCGGUGCAGGACAGCGGGACCUACAGCUGCCGCGUGGAGGAGUGGCUGCCCAGCCCCAGCGGCCUGUGGUACAAGAGGGCCGAGGACACUGCCGGACAGACUGCAGUUACGGUCAUGAGACCAGAUGCCGCCCUGCAGGUGGACACAGUGGUCCCCAACGCCACGGUGUCCGAGAAGGCGGCUUUUCAGCUGGACUGUAGCAUCGUGUCUCGUUCGAGCCAGGACUCCCGCUUUGCUGUGGCCUGGUAUUCCCUGAGGACUAAAGCAGGAGGGAAAAGGGGCAGCCCUGGUCUGGAAGAACUAGAGGAGAAAACAGAGGAGGAGGAGGAAGAGGAGGAGGAGGAGGAAGGGGAGGAGGAGGACGAACCAACAGAACGCAAGGUGCUGCUGCGGGUGGGCCCCGACGCUGUCUUUGGCCCAGAGGGCAGCCCUUGGGAGGGCCGGCUUCGCUUCCAGAGGCUCUCGCCCCUGCUUUACCGGCUCACGGUGCUGCAGGCCAGCCCCCACGACACGGGCAACUACUCCUGUCAUGUGGAGGAGUGGCUGCCCAGCCCUCAGAAGGAGUGGUACCGGCUGACAGAGGAGGAGUCCGCCCCCAUUGGCAUUCGCGUUCUGGACACCAGUUCCACCCUCCAGUCGCUCAUCUGCUCCAACGACGCGCUCUUCUACUUCGUCUUCUUCUACCCUUUCCCCAUCUUUGGCAUCCUGGUCAUCACCAUCCUGCUGGUACGCUUCAAAAGCCGGAACUCCAGCAAGAACUCGGAGGGGAAGAACGGGGUGCCUCUGUUGUGGAUCAAAGAGCCACACCUCAACUACUCCCCCACCUGCCUGGAGCCCCCGGUGCUGAGCAUCCACCCAGGAGCCAUAGACUAAGGGGGAUCCGCAGGGGACAUUGGCCACAGAGGGGCUGAGGCCCGCCCUUCCUGCCUCUUGCUCUGUGAUUGGACAGUCGACAGCACCCAAACGUGGGGGUGCCGGUGCAGAAAACUGUCAGCCUUGGAACGUGUUCAGAGCUCCGGGUCAGUCACCGAGACGGACUGCCCCAGGCGGUGGUCUUGGUUGGUUAGCUGUUUGCACCCAAAUGUCGUGAUCCUGCCGUUAUAGGUUUCUAGUUUUCGGUUUUGGUAAUGUAGUGAGUAGCUCCAGGUGCCACAUCUACUCACCGAUUUAUCUAGUAUUCCCAGAUAGAUGUUACGCGGGGAGUGGGGGGUUCUUAUUCUUUGUACUGUACUAUUUUAAAACCACUUUGAUUUAUCCCUUUUGGAUUCCAUAAGGUUGUGGACGAAUUUCUCUUACAUACAACCGAUGGCAAGAGGAAAGGACCACUUUGUAGUAACAAGGAAUCUCUUCCAAGACUUUUUGUUUUUUUGCACAUUUGAAAAUGCCACCCGUGGAUCAAAAUACAACCCAAACAUUUUUUUACUUUCUUAACGAGACUCGAAAAAUAUGGGUAGCGUGGGCCCAAUUUGUAUCUUAUCUUUUCCCUCAUGUGGAGUUGUUGGGACCACUUUGUAGUCAAGAUGAAAGCAUUGAAUUUUGCUUCAAAGAACUGCAUAUGUGCAAGAGAAAUCCUGCACAACCCCAUUAGGAGUAGAUGGUGCCCGGCCAGCCUAUCUGUCAGGGAGGCAAAAAGGCUUCAUCCUAUCCUUGCCAAAAAAAAAAAAAAUAAGAACACUGUCUUGGAGAAUGGGUCAGAAGUUCCAAGCAGCACAUGGUUUCUGAGCUGAAGUGGAGCAGGGCGCUGCUUUUGGCAGCUACUGACUCUCCCCUUGAUCAAAGCCAGUGAUUAGAGAGAAGGAAGGAAAAAACAGCUGGUUGUUGGCUUGAUCCAUUCUGCAUGGGCAGCUCCAGCUGAUCAUGGUGACAGGUGGCUUUUGUUGGCAGGUGCUUUGCCAAACUUGAGGGAAAGUUUCCAGUGAUCCUAGAAGCAGGACCAUCCUGAGGUCAGCACAGAGGCUGAAGCAGCGGCCAUCUAUACCCCAUGGAGGGCCCUGGGCCUGCAAGCACAGUGAGGGAGGAUGGGAGGGGGCUUCCAGGGCCUGAUGCUGAAGGGCCUUGAGGAAUAUCUGCCUCCCUGGAGGUGUGAGGACUAGGGUUUUCUUGUUCUUCCAAUGAAAUAUUGAAGUCUUCCUCAUUCACCAUUUCUGUCUCCCCAUGUCACUUCUGGAAGACUGCCAGCCUUGGGGACAUCCAGACAUGGCCCUUUGUAACCCUUUCGUUCACCUAGUCUCAGCAGACAGUGAGCACAUGUGUUGUCUUUGCCCUUCCCCCUCCCUUUUUUGGAUUUUUAUUUUUUAUUUUUUGGUGGUUUUAGGUUAUUUGGUUGGCAUGGUGGUUUUUUAUUUUAAUGCUCCAAGGGCCAGUGUCACUAUAUGUUGGGCCAGUUGCCUAGGUCCACUGGAGCAUCAUCAGUUGCAGAUACUUCCCUGUGCACACUCUGUGAAGAUCUCUUUAUACCCUGCUUCCCCAUAUUUUGCUGGCCAAGUGUGCCAUGUCCUUUUCCCUAGGAACUUGUACCUUGAAUUAUGAAGGGAGUCCCAUUUGGAAGAAGCCACCCCGGAUUCCAGAACUAAGUCGAACAAAAGAGAUUCCUGUGAAGCCCAGUCCUGAGAAUGUACCCACUCCAGGGAAGGCUGUGGGAUUCCCCAGGCUACACGGGCACGGAUCCGGGUCAGGGGUCUGCAGGUGCCCAGGCAGGGUGGGCCGUUAAGUGGACGCUGGCUGGGAGCAAGAUGACUGCUCCGCCAUUUUCGGAGAAAGGCAGACCUGUCUUUUUUCUGCCCAAUGCUCCAGCUCUGUCCUCUGAGACAGGGUGUAGGCACUGCCACCUUAAUCCCACGGAUGCCUACUAUGCUGAUUCCCACUUAUUAUGCUGCAUCAACAUGUUAGAGGUACCGAAUUGGCUCAGUCAUGAAGAAAGAAUGUCUUUUGCCCUGUUUCUUCAUUUCAGGGGGUGUGGGCUUUCCGUGGAAACUGCUGACUCCUGAUGUUUAGGCUGAGUCAACAAGGGGAGAUGACUGACUUUUCCUUUGUCUGAAUGGAAAGAUGCCAGAGGGCUGGCCAGGACUAAGAUUUCAGUUUGAAUUGGUUCAUAGCAGUAGAAAAGUAGGUGCUGCACGUAAUUAAAUAUGUGAAGCAAAUGCAGGAAAAUCGAAAUGAAAAAAGUAACCGAAGCCAGUAUUUUAAUAAUUGCUUUUUCUGUGUAUUUUCUACUGGGCUAGGGGAUUCCAUCAAAGGUUGAGCUUUUUGAGCUUUGUAUGAAAAAAACAAAAAAAACAAAACAAAAAAAAAAAACAACCCAGGACCUUCUUUCUUUGGCUAUUUCUAUGGGAAUGUGGUAUCAGAUGAAUGGUAAUGGUGCCCUCUAGUGGCUGCAAGACUUCAUUGCACAUUGUCCACUGGAGCUCAAGUCUUCUGAGUUCAAGAGAGGAAACCUGCUGGACUCUCUCCACUUACCUACGUCUACAAUGUUGCAUUUAUGGAAAACUACACUGUGCUAGGCGCAUCCCAGGACCUGGAUAUAACCACACCCUCUUUCACCAGGGUGUUUCUGUAGCAAGUUUUCAUAUUCUUUUCAAACAAUGGUUUCUCUGCGUUCAUUGUUGAAGAAAAAGAAAAAAAAAAAAGAGAUGGGGUAAGAAAACUACCCAUGCAUGAUGUAGAGGGCUGUUGAUUUUUUUGUUUUGUUUUGUUUUGUUUUUGUUUUUUUAAAGGAAAACUAUUUGUAAGAUGUUGCACUAAAACAUUUUAUAUACACUUCAGAGACCUGUAGUAAAUUAUGUUGACCAUA
Messenger RNA from Marmota monax (woodchuck), 7322 nucleotides. RefSeq names its product immunoglobulin superfamily member 3 (gene Igsf3). Bases 749 to 4405 code for a protein of 1218 amino acids. The record is from RefSeq and is a predicted model, not a curated record. The transcript is spliced from 12 exons. Lineage: Eukaryota; Metazoa; Chordata; Mammalia; Rodentia; Sciuridae.